Ilex paraguariensis (yerba mate) is the source of this 1550-nucleotide messenger RNA. The record is from the annotation of a GenBank genome assembly. Lineage: Eukaryota; Viridiplantae; Streptophyta; Magnoliopsida; Aquifoliales; Aquifoliaceae.
AGAAAUCAAUGGAGAACGCGACACCAUCACCAACCCCACCAGCUGAGGAGCUUCUAACGAAGAUCCAAGAGCUCGAAGCUGGUCAUGCUUACUUGAAACAAGAGAUGUCGAAGCUCAUGAUUUCAAGUGAUCACAAAUCGGACUCACAAAACCGCCAAAGGUCUCACUCUAUAUCGCCAAAGCGGUCUGCUAUGGCACCGACGUUGAGAGGCGGUGGCGCUGGUGGGUUUGAAGGUAGAGCUCCGGCGGCAUGGAAAAAGGGUUCGGCUUCUUUCCGCCAAUCGUCGCCGUUGCGGAGGGAAAGUCGGAGUUAUCAGGAUUACAGUGGCGGCGGCGAAAGCGGUGGUCCGGCGUCGGUGAAGUUUACUGAUAGGCAGUAUUUGAACAUAUUGCAGUCAAUGGGUCAGUCUGUGCAUAUAUUGGAUCUCACAGGUCAAAUAAUUUACUGGAAUCGAACUGCUGAACACCUCUAUGGUUACUCUGCUGCUGAAGCUCUUGAGCAGGAUGCCAUUGAGCUGCUAACAGAUGCCCAACACUUUGCUAUGGCUAAUAAUAUAGUGCAUCGUGUGACAAUGGGGGAGAGCUGGACAGGACAGUUCCCUAUCAAGAAUAAGCGAGGGGAUAGGUUCCUAGUGGUUGCUACCAAUACCCCAUUCUACGAUGACGAUGGCACUUUGGUUGGGAUUAUCUGUGUAUCAGGUGAUUCUCAGCCAUUCCGAGAAAUGAAGUCCAUAUUGUCCGGUACAAAUCACUUGGAAGCAGAUUCAAGCUUUAGUCGGACUAGGAGCAUUGCUUCAUCUAAACUUAGGCUUGAUCCUCAGCAACCUCUACAAGUUGCAAUUGCUUCGAAGAUAACAAAUUUGGCUUCCAAGGUGAGCAACAAGGUAAAGGCGAAAAUGAGGACUACAGAGAACAGCAUGGAUCAUGAAGGUGGAUGUGUCGAUAGUCAUCUUUCAGAUCAUGGUUUGUCAGAUGCAGCUCUGUCGGACCAUAGGGAGGAUGCAGCUUCAAGUGGAGCAAGCACACCCAGAGGCGACAUAUCACCAUCUCCAUUUGGGGUAUUUUCUCACAAUGGCCAUGAGGAGCACUCCCCAGUAAAAUCCUUAAGAGAUUCUGGUGAUGAGAGUGAAGCAAAACCUGGAAUCUCCAGGAUAAUUUCCUCUAAGGCAGAGGCAUGGAUGGGGAAGAAAGGCAUAUCGUGGCCAUGGAAAGGGAAUGAGCGGGAAGGGUCAGAGUUGAAAACCACUCGCUUUGUCUGGCCCUGGUUGCAUAAUGAUCAAGAGAGUGAAACCGUUCAACAGAAAAGUUUCAAUGCUGCUUCAAAACCUGAAAGUCAGGUGGGUGAAGCUAACCGGACACCUAAUAAUGAGGCUUCAGGAUCUUGGUCUUCGUCAUUCAAUGUUAACAGCACGAGCAGUGCAAGUAGCUGUGGUAGUGCGAGCAGUAGUGCUGUUAAUAAAGUGGACUUGGAUACUGAUUGUUUGGAUUAUGAAAUCUUGUGGGAAGACUUGACAAUUGGAGAACAAAUUGGGCAAGGUAUCAUAUUUUAG